GACCUGAUGAACUAAACCUAGAAAGGUGCCAGCUGGAAUGCCAACGUAACGUCUAAAGAACAAAAAAGUUGUGUUUUUAUCUUCAGCUUGUGACCCCAAUAUUCCUGAGACACCCCAAAGCCGUAUAUGGGAUAACAAUGGGUCACAUAAUCCGGAUUUACAAGGACUCAGAUUAUGAGUCCGUCAUAGACCUUUAUGUCUCUGGGGUCAUGGAAAACGCUCCAGUGGCCUUCAAGCAACUACUGGGGUUCCCAAGCACCCAACUUUUGCUGGCAGUUGGGUUUCUGCUCUCUCUUGCUGCCACCGGCUCCAUCUUGCUUCCAACCUGCAUUGUGCUCUGUGCCCUGGCCUUCCUCUGGUGGUGUUGUCGAGAUUUCUUUUGUUUUUAUGUUACCAACGCCCUUGUUACUGAUAUGAGAGAUAUCCGGAAACAUUACAUAGAAAUGGACGGGCACUGCUUCUGGGUGGCAGAGUCAGCAGGGGAAGUUGUUGGCAUGGUGGCCGCUCUCCCCUUCCUUCAUCCUGGAGGAGAGAAAUACGUGGAACUGAAGAGAAUGUCAGUGGCCAAAAGCCACCGGGGUAUGGGGAUCGCUAAAGAUCUAUGUAGGACUAGUAUUGACUUUGCCUGUAAGAGGGGGUGUGAUGGUGUCGUACUUACCACCUCCACAGGUCAGGUUGGGGGCUGGAACCUGUACGAGAAGACUGGGUUCAUCCGGACGCACUCAAGUUCUCCCCCUAAUUGGUCGACAAGACUUUCUGGAAUCAAGCUAUUACACUACCAGUACAACAUCAAAAGGGGGGGUCAGUGACUGUCCAAUGAGGGCAGCAGGAUCUUCUGGUUCAACUGCUGGACUUUGCUUAUACAGACUAGUUAUACAGUAACCCUCUAUGUUAUGGAUCAGAAAAAUACUCAGAGCCAUAAUUGUAAAUUGUUUCACCUUCAUAAUUAUAUUUUGAUGGGUCAAACAUU
Messenger RNA from Xenopus tropicalis (tropical clawed frog), 970 nucleotides. RefSeq names its product N-acetyltransferase 8 gene 3 (gene nat8.3). Bases 138 to 809 code for a protein of 223 amino acids. Gene Ontology annotation, molecular function: N-acetyltransferase activity; acyltransferase activity, transferring groups other than amino-acyl groups; acetyltransferase activity. The transcript has a single exon. Lineage: Eukaryota; Metazoa; Chordata; Amphibia; Anura; Pipidae. The record is from RefSeq and is a predicted model, not a curated record.